AGCGUGCUCGCCUCGAGACUGCCAGCAAAUCCAAACGUCACCGUUCUAGUUGUUGAGGCGGGAGGAGAUAACCGAGCCUAUACGGACUCAAUCGCACCCUUUUCUGCUUCCGGACUAGCCAACAGUGGAGCAGGCUGGAAAUGGACUACUAUCCCUCAGCCAGGCUUUUCCAACCGGUCCGUCGAAUUUGAACGUGGGUAUGUGUUGGGUGGAAGCAGCAGCAAUAGUGAGUGGUGCUCCUAUUCCCUUGCAUCUUGGUUAGCAGUUGAGGGGCACUAUUCCAAGAGCUCCCGAAUGGUUCCUCCAGUCAAUGGACACAACAAUUCUGAGCAACUCAUUCCCUCCGCUCAUGGGAAUGGGCCUGUUGAAGUCAGUGUUGCAGGUAAGCGAAGCAGGACUGCUGUUGCAUAUUUGAACCCUCUAAUAAUUCGAGUCGAACUAACAUAG
Messenger RNA from Lindgomyces ingoldianus, 447 nucleotides. RefSeq lists its product as uncharacterized. Gene Ontology annotation, molecular function: flavin adenine dinucleotide binding; oxidoreductase activity. Lineage: Eukaryota; Fungi; Ascomycota; Dothideomycetes; Pleosporales; Lindgomycetaceae. The transcript is spliced from 3 exons. The record is from RefSeq and is a predicted model, not a curated record. The annotation marks the transcript as partial.